UGCUCAGUCGUUAGUACGGCUCGAAUCUGCGGUGCGGAGUGUCGUUCCAGCGACUCUUCGUCGACUGUAGUUCGUUCGUUAAUUCAACGUACUCGAAGAAAUUUGACAUUCAGUUUACAUUCCACUUCAACGUAACGUUUCUCGAUUGAGAGGAUACAUUGUUCUAUACGUCACUGAACGAAGGCGAAGGUACGAAAUGUACUGCAAGGAGAGGAGUGUAACGAUGCAGGGGAAGUUGAUCGGUAAUCGAGACUUGGAAGGACGGGUACUGGUCAUUUACACCGGUGGAACUAUCGGGAUGACCAGAAAUCAAUUCGGAUCACUGGUUCCGACUCAUAACGCGAUUGUCAAACUGUUGCGGAAUUAUCCUCAAAUGCACGACGAAGAAUACGCUUUCAAAAAUUUUGGCGAAAACAGUCCGCUCGUUUUGCCGUUGACCUCGGAAAAACGGAGGGUGGUUUACGAGCUUCUUGAAUACGACAAUCUGAUCGAUUCCAGUAACGCGAGAACCGCUGACUGGAUUUGUCUGGCUGAAGAUAUAAAGAAAUAUUACACCGAUUACGAUGGCUUCGUAAUUCUUCACGGAACGGACACGCUGAGUUACACAGCUUCCGCACUCUCCUUCAUGUUGAAUAACUUGGGGAAAACAGUGAUCGUAACCGGUUCUCAAAUAUCGAUAUUCGAACCGCGAAGCGACGGCUUCGACAACUUUCUUACGUCCCUGUUGAUCGCUGGUAACUACAACAUCCCCGAGGUCUGUGUCUUCUUUGCGAAUCAACUGAUGCGCGGAAAUCGGACCAGCAAAAGGACGACCGAUGCCUUCGAAGCCUUCCAUUCACCGAAUUACGUGCCUCUGGCCGUUGCAGGAAUUACCAUUGAUGUUGAUUACCGAGCGAUAUUCCGUCCCCAUAAAAUUGAAAAAUUCAGCGUCGAAACAGAACUCUGCGAGGACGUAACGAUGUUACGGCUGUUUCCUGGCAUCACCAGAGCAAUGAUAACCGCCGCGACGUAUCCUCCGACUAAGGGGAUGGUCCUUCAGUCCUACGGGGCAGGAAACAUGCCUACAAACCGACAGGACAUACUCGAAGAACUUCGCAAGGCUGUCAAGCGGGGCGUAAUGAUAGUAAACAUAACUCAAUGCUCGCAGGGAACGGUGAGCGCAAUUUACGAAACUGGAAGGACGCUUCAAGAUGUCGGUGUCCUGUCUGGAUCUGACAUGACCCCGGAAGCCGCGUACACGAAACUAGCAUACGUUUUGUUAAAGUCCGAAUGGGACAUGCAGAAGAAACGUGAAAUUAUGCUAACCAGUAUAAGAGGCGAGCUGACCUCCGAACGACCUUUCAAUCCUAAAUCCAAUCAGCUGUUGGACGCCGUUGCCAGGAAUCUCAACAUCACUUCGCAGGGCGAUAUAAUCCGAUUGAGGAAUAGUCUUUUUCCUGGAAUGGUCGCUGCUGCGAUAUUGGAUAAGGACGUUGAAAAAUUGAAGGCGAUAAAAGAAUACGGAUCUGAUUUCUGCGAAACGAACGCCGACUUUCGGACUCCCCUUCAUAUCGCAGCUUCCGAGGGAUGCUUGAAGGUGGUACGCUAUCUGCUAGAAAACGGUGCCAGCGUUCAUUUGCGAGACAGAUUUGACCGCACUCCUCUCAUCGAUGCGAUCGAAAACGACCACCAUGAGGUGAUUGAAUUACUGGUCGAGUGUGGAGCACACAUUUCUGGUUGUGACCAUUUGAUCGGCGAGCAACUCUGCCUGGCCGCGGCAGUCGGAAAUGUGGACAGACUGAUGUCGUACUGCUACGCUGGUGUUGAUCUGUCGAAAAGAGACGUUUCCGGAAGAACUGCGCUGCAUUUCGGAGCUCUGCACGACCAAGGAGAAGUGGUGCAAUUUCUGCUUGACCGUGGAGCCGAUCCGGAAGCUGUCGACAUGCUCGGGCACACCCCUAGACAACUAGCAGAAUUAGCGUUUGCAAAUGUAGCUCAGAAAUUACUGCGGCCAAUUAGUCUAAGUCGAUAGAUAUAAGAGAGAUAACAUGAUAUUAAUGGCUUAAGUAUGAACGUGCGACAUAAGAUGAAAUAAAAUUCUUAACUACACACCAAGAA
This is a messenger RNA of Neodiprion virginianus, 2097 nucleotides long. Its product is annotated as L-asparaginase. NCBI's taxonomy places the organism in Eukaryota, Metazoa, Arthropoda, Insecta, Hymenoptera, Diprionidae. Bases 197 to 2011 code for a protein of 604 amino acids. The transcript is spliced from 9 exons. Gene Ontology annotation, biological process: amino acid metabolic process. The record is from RefSeq and is a predicted model, not a curated record. Gene Ontology annotation, molecular function: protein binding; asparaginase activity.